CACACACAGAAAAAGAAGAAGAAGAAGAGGAAGACAGACCAGACAGACUCAUAAACACCUGAACAUAACGUGUGGUAAUCAUUCUCGUUUAAAUUGCUCUCUUAAUGAAGUCAAAUGCUCUUGAAUCGCUGGUUUAGACUAUGCUCUUCGUGCAGCCGUGUACUUCACACCAACAGAGGAAGAGGAGGUUCAUGGAGGACACUAACAGGACUCACAAGUGUGCAACACUGGGGUACAGUGGCACAAAAACGCCUCUGUCACAGGGAUGUGGGGGACUUGUACAAGACUGAGAGUGUUCAGAGGUAUCUCCAGCAGCUCAUGGAGGAGUACAGAGAUGUCUGCAGGAAGCUUCAACACACACACCUCAGUGAAGCAGACAGAAAAGUGCUCAUGAAGAAACACACAGAGCUGCUGCCUGUUGCAAGUGUGUUUGAGAGCAUUGGAGAAGCCCUGAAAGACCUGCAGGAAGUCCUUUCACUUCUACAUAGUUCAGCUGGCACCAAAGAAGAAGACCAACAACUCACCCAUCUGUUAAAAGAGGAGGAAGCUCUUAUGUCUCGCAACAUUUUAACCUUAAGAAAAGACUUGAUCAAAACUCUCGUGCCCUCCGACCCUCUUGACUCCAGUGACGUCGUGCUGGAGGUCGUAUCAGGACGAACAACAGGAGGUGACAUCUGUCAGCAGUUCACCAGUGAAAUGUUCGACAUGUACGAGGGCUUUGCCUCUUACAAGAACUGGCACUUUGACCUUUUAAACUACACGUCUGCUGAGUAUGGCGGUUUGCACCAUGCAGCAGUAAGAAUAGCCGGGGAGAAUGUGUACAGACAUCUAAAGCAUGAAGGAGGAACACACAGGGUGCAGAGGAUCCCUGAGGUGGGCCUGUCCUCCAGGAUGCAGCGUAUUCACACAGGAACCAUGACUGUUAUAAUCCUGCCUCAGCCCGUGGAGUUUGACAUCCAAAUUGACCCAAAGGAUCUUCGCAUCGACACGUUCAGAUCUCGAGGGGCCGGAGGUCAAAGUGUCAACACAACAGACAGUGCAGUGCGCAUCGUUCAUCUUCCCACUGGUGUAACAGCCGAAUGCCAGCAGACUCGCUCUCAGCUGCAGAACAGAGACACGGCCAUGCGUGUGCUGAAGGCUCGGCUCUACCAGAGCAUGAUGGGUAAAGAGACGGAGCAGAGGCAUACAGCAAGAAAGCAGCAGGUGGGCACUCGUUCUCAGUCGGAGAGGAUUCGCACCUACAACUUCAGCCAGGAUCGUGUCACAGACCACAGGACUGGAUAUGUCACUCGAGAUAUCAAGGAGUUCAUGAGAGGAGGCGAGGCUCUCCAUGAUCUGAUCUCUGACGUCCGUGAACACGCAGAGAGGGAGGCGCUUAUAGAGAUGGUGGAGAGCUGCAGCAGCAGCAAUCUAAACUCACAAAGGCCUGGAAACCCCUCAGAGUAACAUGCAGGCAGUUGACUAUCAAAUGCACAGAAAAAAGCAAUUAUUCAUUUUUGGGCUGUUCUAUUUAUUUUGACAGUAGUGCUAUUUAUGCUUUAAGCUAUUUAAGACCAACUGCAGCUCAAUCAGAUGUCAUUUGAGAUGUUUAUUUUUGGUAAUAAAAUGUUAAACUCA
This is a messenger RNA of Labrus bergylta (ballan wrasse), 1617 nucleotides long. RefSeq names its product mitochondrial translational release factor 1 (gene mtrf1). The record is from RefSeq and is a predicted model, not a curated record. Lineage: Eukaryota; Metazoa; Chordata; Actinopteri; Labriformes; Labridae. Gene Ontology annotation, biological process: translational termination. Gene Ontology annotation, molecular function: translation release factor activity.